This is a messenger RNA of Pneumocystis jirovecii RU7, 1224 nucleotides long. RefSeq lists its product as uncharacterized. Gene Ontology annotation, molecular function: RNA binding; double-stranded DNA binding. The transcript is spliced from 9 exons. Gene Ontology annotation, biological process: transcription elongation by RNA polymerase II; post-transcriptional tethering of RNA polymerase II gene DNA at nuclear periphery; poly(A)+ mRNA export from nucleus. Lineage: Eukaryota; Fungi; Ascomycota; Pneumocystomycetes; Pneumocystales; Pneumocystaceae. The record is from RefSeq and is a predicted model, not a curated record. Bases 43 to 1224 code for a protein of 393 amino acids. Gene Ontology annotation, cellular component: transcription export complex 2.
UUUAAAAUAAAAAUCUAUUUUAAUUAAAAAUUAGUAUUUCUCAUGGAUAAUACACUUACUGGGAUUCUUCAAGCUAUUAAUCAGUCGAUUUUUCAACGAAAUGGCCCUUUUCUAGGCAAUUUAUUGUCAAUAAGAAAAGAUGCCAAAAGUCUUCGAGAAUUAGUAUUAUCUGGACGUUUUAUUAACCCAGAUCAUGAGAUUUCUCGUAUCCUCUUUGAUCCUUUAUGGGUAGAUGUUGUUUCUUGCUUUUGGAAAACAUCUUUGGCUCUUGAAAACAAACGCGAUAUUGUAGAGGCAACGAACGAACAGUCUGCGGCUGUUUUAAAAGGUUUGUUAACUUGGGAAGCGUGGGUUCUUCCUGUUCUUUUUGCAGUUUGUCGUGAUCUUGAAUUUCUUGCAUUUAGGGCAGACUUAUUCCUGCGAUCAAAAAAUGAAAAAGCAGAGAAAUCAGAGGAAGCUGCAAGAAUGAUUAAUAAAGCUUUUACCAUUUGUAUUACAGAUAGAGCACCUAUUGAAAUGUCUCGAAAAUGGGGAACUUAUUAUAUUAUUGGGGUUCUUUUUAAGAUUUAUUUUAAGAUCAACAAGUUUUCGCUUUCGAAAAAUGUUUUACGUGCAAUUGAGGUAUCUGAGAUGCCUCCUCUUGAAUGUUUUCCAAAAUCUCAUGUGGUUACGUAUAAAUAUUAUCUUGGUGUAUCAGCAUUUUUAAAUGAGGAAUAUCUAGUAGCAGAAACAGAACUAAUGACUUCUUUGGAGCUUUGUCAAAAAAAUUCUCUUAAAAAUUUAGAAUUAAUACUCACUUAUCUUAUACCAACACUUUUAUUGACUUCACAGAAAAUGCCGUCUAGUGCUUUAUUAUCAAAAUUUUCACGUUUGAAGGAUCUUUAUGAACCCCUUAAAAAGUAUAUUCGCAAAGGCAAUUUACGGGGAUAUGACAAACUAUUGUUGAAAAAAGAGAAAGAACUAGUUACUCGUAGAAUAUAUUUAAUUAUUGAAAGAAUUCGUGAUACAUGUAUGAGAAAUCUUUUUCGUCGUGUAUUUCUUUUAAAUGGGGGAAAUACUAGGAUACCAAUUGAACAAUUUCAUAUUGCCUUAAAGCAUUCAGGACUAGAUAAUGAUAUUGCUGAAACAGAAUGCUUUUUGGCUAAUAUGAUAUACAAGGUAACAAUGUUACAUACAUCAAGAACGGCAGAUGAUUAUUUUAUCACUAAAAGAUCCUUUUCCUAG